AUGGAGCCAGCAUCUUCCUGGCAGUUAUUUAACACAUCGUGGACUUUACACCGUCUCUCGCCCUUGCACCACAAGAAGGAUUGCGAAGCCCUUCUCGACAACCAAUAUGCCUUGAAUACAUACGCCGCACGCUUACGUGACCAGUUGACCGGCGAUGUCUUAGCUGGCCUUCAAGCUACAGCCAGUGCAGCAGAUGAUGAUGCACUGUCCAAGACAGGCGCCCUUAAAGAAUGUACAUGGAGGUCUUUCUCAACGAGUUCACCCUCAGGCGACGCAUCAUCAGCGUCGGAUAGACACGCCUCUUUCCCAGGCAUUCUGGUGACAUUGGAAUAUGAAAACAUCACCUACAAAGCCGCUUUACUCGCAGAGUCUAGCUCAAGCUCUCAGCGACCCUCUCGUGCAGGAUCGACCUUCCUUCCUUUAUUAUUGACGAAGUGUCCAAAUGCCCUACGUCAAACCCUCAUUUCUUUCCUAUCAGCCAAUUUCGACGCGUACUGCGCUCCUCUCCGUCUUUCAUCAGCAUUCCUUUGCUCAGGACUUGAGAAAUUUGUUGAUGAACUGCGCACCGGGUCGGACCGCACUGCAUCUGAUGAUAUUCUCGAAGAAGUAAUCAGGGAACUGCAACUUACCUUGGCGUUCUCAGCGGCAAUUGCACCCGCAUUAAAAUCACUGAAUGUGAGCAUUGCACGAUCAUCAUUAGCUGGAUUUAUUCACGAUGGAGCAAAUACGUCAAAACGAACUCUGAAGCAGAAAUUACGCUGCCCCUUGAUUCCUAAUCUUACUUCCUAUCUGGAGACCCAUCUAGCGAUGCAGCUUGAUUUGGAUGGCUCAUCACCUAAUCAAGUGGCAAAGCAACAUGUUCGUUUAUCCAAAGUUACCUGUGCGGCGUUCGUGUUGGGAGGCGAUGGACGAAUGAAACUCGUUGUGAGUGCUACUCGAUCAGAGAAUCAGGGUCAGGAUGAACGAAUGGGGAAAGACGAAGCCGCUCUACGUGCGAGUGAGGCCCUGCUACAUGCUGUCAUUGGCAAGGCUGUUAUUAGUGACCACCAAACGGCUACAUGA
Molecule: messenger RNA, 1062 nt
Organism: Penicillium malachiteum
Lineage: Eukaryota; Fungi; Ascomycota; Eurotiomycetes; Eurotiales; Aspergillaceae
Exons: 1
Coding region: 1-1062 (353 amino acids)
Source: RefSeq, a predicted model, not a curated record